AUGAAAGAUGAAAAAAUGUGUGCACUUGGGAAAAACAUGAAAGAUGAAAAAAAUGUGUGCACUUGGGAAAAACACACUUCGAUGUGUGGUGCACUUGGGAAAAACAUGAAAGAUGAAAAAAUGUGUGCACUUGGGAAAAACAUGAAAGAUGAAAAAAAUGUGUGCACUUGGGAAAAACACACUUCGAUGUGUGGUGCACUUGGGAAAAAUAUGAAAGAUGAAAAAAUGUGUGCACUUGGGAAAAACAUGAAAGAUGAAAAAAUGCGUGCACUUGCGAAAAACAUGAAAGAUGAAAAAAUGUAUGCACUUGGGAAAAACAUGUGUGAAUAAAUUAAAGAAUGAUGUAGUUUGAUUUGUAGUUUUUUUAUUAACCUUCGUUACUUGUUCAGUAUUACUGACCAGUAAUUUUUCUUUACUUUAUUGAUGCAGAUAAUAAUUCUUUCGAAAAUUACACUGACGAAGACUGGAAAAAACGACUAUCCCCUAAGCAAUAUCGUAUUUGCCGAGAAAAGGGGACAGAACCAGUACGUUGAUUUGUAUUUUUUUUCCGACAAGACAUUAUUCUUUGCUGGUUUUAUAUUUAGUAACGUUUGAUCAGCGCCUGUAUUAGACCAGGGAUUAGACCGAUUCGAAAAAUAUCAGCCAGUUUUUUUCUUCCGAAAUUAAUUUCAACCAAGGUAAUCACUGCCCCCUUCAGAACAAUUCAAGACUAACAGUUUUACAAAGUAUUUCAAACACUCAUUAAUAAUUCAUAAGCUUAUUGGCAAAUCAUGUCAACCAUAAUACGGUAUGUCGCGUCCAGUGGCUUUAAACCUGAUAAAACACUCCUAAUUAGUAUUCUUUAAAUAAAGAAUACUAAUAAGGCAGUAUCUAUUAUAGUCGUGCCCUCAUUAGUAUUCUUUAUAUAAAGAAUACUAAUAAGGCAGUAUUUCUAUUGAAUUUGCAGUCGUGUUUGAAGCCGUUUAAUAAACUCGCAGGUCAUGUUUUAUUUGGUCUAAAGCCACUCGCGCUGCGCGCUCGUGGCUUUAAACCUAAUAAAACACUCCUGCUCGUUUAUUAAACAGUACAUAUUACACACGAAGGGCCUUCGCUCGAAACGUCGAAAUUCUCCUAAUAUUUUUCAGGUAGUUGCAUCCCUACCAACGAAAGCUUGUUCUAUAAUUAUAAUACCAUGUAUUAUUAUUAUAUUAUUAAAUUUGUCACAAAUGUUUACAAUGACACAAUAUACACAACAUGUUACAAGACAACGUAACUUCGUCCCAAUAAAUACCUGACCCCUUAUAACUACUAGGCACUUUAUCGGUGUAAAAACAAACGAAGGCCUGACACUGACCUGAUCUUUUGAGAAAUUAAAUGUUCAAAAUACCGAAGUUUAUGUCAGAUUUAGAAAACAAGCCUGACUAGCCUCGUUUUAGUGCUUUUUUGCGCAUUUCAAAGCUAGAACUAGCUAUAUAUAAUAGUCUAUAUGAUUUUGCUUGUAUGAAUUAUUUUCAUUCUUAAACUCUUAUAUACACUUUGCUUAUAUAGGCUAAGGCCUGUUUCAAACGUCGCGCUUCUCAUGUGCCAAUGCCUCAUUAUCGGCAUAUGAGAAGCGCAACAGGCCUAACAGUCUCUGUUGAAAGAUUGUUUUUUAGCUUACCAAAUACCAGGCUAAAAAUAAUGCAAAAUGUAGUAGCUAGUUUACGAAUCAGCCAAUAAGUUGCCACGUUUUCAUUCAUGUGCCCAAAGCUUGGCCUUUAGAAUGGGGGUAAGGACGUAACUCUUAUUUUUUGUAAAACUUGCUGACGAGUUUGAAUAUAUAAGGUAUUCCGUAAGCAGAUUUUACAUUAUGCUAACUUUGUUGUUAUUCAAUUUCAUUUUAAGCCAUGGUCUGGUGAGCUGCUUGAUAAUAAACAACCAGGUAUCUACAGCUGUGUUUGCUGUGAUGCUGAUCUUUUUGAGUAAGUAUGAGUUCAAAUGGGUGUUAGCAUAAUCUUAGCGUUUACACACGAUUAAUCGGGACGGUUCAGCUUUAAUUAAUUAAUAUUUGAAAAAUAUAAUUUAAUUAAAUAUAAUCACUCCAAUGUUACUACGGCAUAAAACCGAAGUAUCUGCAGUGCAGUGACAAGCUGUUCCCGGUUAAUAUCGACAGGCUUGAACAAGGUUCUGCACCCUCAGAAUAAGUUAUCAACAAUGUUACAGCAUUGUUCAGUAUAACAAUGCUGUAACAACUGUGUUGACAAAUGACAACUUGUUCUUAGGAUGCAGCACAACUUUAUUCAAGCCUGUCGAUAUCAACCGGGAACAGGCUGUUCAUUUUUACGCAUGUACUACUGAAGUUCUGAGUUCAUUUUAACUUUACAGUGUGGAUGAAUUAUUAUUAAACGAUAUGCAUACUAUGAUUAAACCCAUUACUUAUAAUUAUUAACAUUAAGAGUCCUGUUAAACCCUUUACUUAUAAUUAUUAACAUUCAAAAUCCCAUUCAGAGAAUUGACCUGCGCCAUGUGCAGACUCGCAAUGCCUACAUUAAACACGUUUAUGAUUUUUCCAAUUCUUUUGAACAGCUGGUCUACAAAAUUUGACUCGGAAAGUGGAUGGCCAUCAUUCUGGUCAGCCAUUGAACUUGAACAAACCAAUAAACAGAAACAACUUGGCCUCCCUAAUCUGAGUGUUGAUCAAGUUGCAGACAAGAGUCAUGGCAUGGUUAGAGUGGAAGUCUUGUGUAGCCAGGUAAUGUCUGUGAAGUAUAUAGCGUAUUAGAGAAGUUCAGAUUUGACUACCGCUACCACUACCUCUCACUGGCUUAGUACGCAUCUGAUUGGUUAAUAUAUAUCAAACGCAUCUGAUUGGUUAAUAUAUAUCAAACGCAUCUGAUUGGUUAAUAUAUAUCAAACGCAUCUGAUUGGUUGAUGGUCUGUUAGUGGUAGCGGAAGUCAAAUCUGGACCUCUUUAAGGACUCCAAUAUAUGUCAGUGUUUUAAACUAAAACCUAUUUAAUUAAUUUGAAUCUAAAAAAACUAAUUUUUUGCACAAGCCCAAUAUUGUUUCUUCGUAUAUAAAAGGGUAAUUUUAACCCAUAAUCGCUACUCUUCAUGUUACCAUGACAACAUGACGUCGGCAUCUAUAUGGCCUAUAUCAACCAAAAAAGCCGUCUUAGCGGACAAAUAACCACGGUGACCUACCUUUUUUAUUGCAGAAAAUACAUUGUUAUGACGUUUUGAAUCUUUCUUGAAAGUUAUUUGAAAAUCGCCAGUGUAGUUUUCGAGAAACUGAAAGGCUGAAAUUCAGUUUGGAAACCUAGGGAAACCUCCUUAAGACUGGUUUUCAUUAGUUGGCAACACUCGCCGAUGUCGAUUCUGUGACCAUUGGCGAGCAUCGCAGGUGCCUUAGGACAAAUACCCCCAUCGUAAUUCAUCCUCGACUGUACCCUGCGAGCAAAGUUCUCUCGUAUUUCUUCUCGGCACGGCACGAAGAAGCGAGAGAGACUCUGCAGAACUUUUGUAUAAAUUCAUUUGAGCAUGCGCGAAGGUUGCUAAGCAACUGCCUAUUUCCCAGAAAAAGAUUUAUAAAGUAGCUUCCGGUUCGGUUGUUUCCAGCAUCAAAACCGGUUAUAAAACCAGUAUCAAACCUGAAAUUACGCAUAAUUAUCCAAGUUUUUGGAUUGUCGGCUCCACAAAGAAUAUACACAAGUUCUGCAGAGUCUCUCUCGCUUCUCCGUGCCGUGAAGAAGUACGAGAGGACUUUGCUCGCAGGGUACCUCGACUGAUGAAAAUAGACAGAAAUUGGAGACUGUCGUUCAGCAACGAAAAUCAAAUGGUUUUCCCUGCAGGAUAGCGUCAUCCAUGCACGCGGGAUGUUGCGAGAAGAUGUUCAGAAAGGGAAAGCCUUUUACGCUUUCCAAAAGUCGAGCAACAUCCCAAGUACAUAUAUUGGAAACAUUACAGAAAUCUCUGUUAAUAAUUGUAACACCUCCAAUUCGAAACUUAUUGCCGAAGCCUUUAAUGAAUAUUUCGUUAACAUAGGCCCAAAUUUGGCAUCUGAAGUAAAUCAUGAACUUUCUGAAGAGGAAAUGAAUAACGGUUGCAUUCCUAACACUCAAAUAAACACAGAAUUUCAGUUCCAUCAAAUUAAUGUGGAAAAUGUAGCGUUGGCUUUAAUGAAUUUAAAGACUAACAAAUCUACUGGUUUGGAUAAAAUUCCAGCCAAAGUCCUUAAACUAACUGCAGAUAUCAUAGCUCCGUCACUGUCCUUAGUCUCCUAUAUAUUUAAUUUAUCACUCGAAACAGGGAUUUAUGUUGACGACUGGAAACGGGCUCGAGUGAAUCCAAUUUAUAAAUCAGACGACAGACUAAAACGUGAAAAUUAUAGGCCGAUUUCUAUACUGCCAAUCGUAAGUAAGGUUUUUGAAAGAGAGGUUUUUAGACAAAUUUAUAGCUUUGCUUCUGAUAAUUUCUUACUCUCCAAGUUUCAAUCGGGAUUUCGACCUAAACACUCCACACUGUCCUCUUUGAUACAAAUGUGUGACGAUCUACUUGAGAAUAUGGAUAAUGGCAAAAUAAAUUGUGUCGUGUUCCUUGAUGUACGUAAGGCCUUUGAUUGUAUAAACCAUGAAAUACUAUUAAAAAAGAUGCUUAACUACUUUGGUAUAUCGGGAAUUCCACUAAAUUGGUUCAAGUCUUAUCUAUCUGAUAGAGAGCAGCAAUGUCUGGUAAACGGUCAUUUAUCGAGCCCGAGAAAGAUAAAAUGUGGUGUACCGCAGGGAUCUAUCUUGGGCCCUUUAUUAUUCCUAUUAUACAUAAACGAUAUGCCUGACUCCUUAAAAUAUUCAACUCCUUCCCUCUACGCAGAUGACACAGAAAUUUAUCUAUCCUCUAAAGAUUGUGAUGACAUUGUUAUUAAAAUAAACCUUGAUCUUGAAAAUAUUCGAAAAUGGAUGCUACAAAAUAAGCUCCAAAUUCAUCCGACAAAAUCGAAAUAUAUGUUUAUUGGAUCAGCGUAUAAUAUUAAACAUAAGGUAUCUGGUAACCCAAUUCUUGUUAAUAACGUUCCAAUACCCAGGACUGAAAAUUAUACUUGCCUUGGUGUCAACAUUGACGAAAAAUUGACCUGGGAAAAACAUAUUGAUAUGAUAUGUUCAAAAGUCAGUGCGGGAAUCGGUGCUAUAAGACGUAUUAGGCCUUUCGUAUCGUCUGCGACACUAAAAUUGAUGUACAAUGCUAUUGUGCAGCCCUACUUUGAUUACUGCAGCCCUCUCUGGGACAACUGUGGAAUAGGCCUCAAAGACAGGUUGCAGAAAUUUCAAAAUCGGGCUGCAAGAGUAAUUUCUAGUGCGACUUGCGAUGUUCGGUCGGUUGAUUUACUUGAAAGCCUGGGUUGGAAACACCUAGAACUAAGGCGAACUUAUCUAAAAUCUGUUUUUAUGUAUAAAAUUCUGAAUAACCACACCGCACCAAAUCUAAGAACAUCCUUUCGAUUGAAUAAUGUGAUAAUACCUAUGAUCUUAGAAAUAGAGACACCGAUUUGUCUCUUCCUAAACCGAAUACCGAUUCUGGUAAAAGAUGCUUCAAAUAUAACGGAGCGGUAGUAUGGAAUAAUUUACCGUACGAGGUAAAAGUAGCGGAAUCUUUAAGUUCUUUUCAAAGAACUAUUAAUCAGGCAAAACACUUAAAAUUGGCUCGUCCUGUUGCCUACUGUAUAUAUAAUUCUUCUUUCUUUGUUUUUGUAUUUUUAAUGUUUACCUGUACUGUAUAUUUCUUCAAAUCACGCCCCUCAUGGAAAUCAGCUCCUAGUUGUCGAGGCCAGCGUGCUAAAAUAAAUUUUUGUAUGUAUAUGUAUGUAUGUAAGUACAUGGAUGACACGCUAUCCUGCACGGAAAACCAUUUGGCGAUUGUUUUAUAAAAUAACUACAGUGAAACGGACGCUUUAUUAAAAUUAUUGAUGAAAUGUGCAAUUCUCACAACAAUCGUGAACUAACCAAUCAGAGACGGAGUUUGUAAGUCGCUAUCCCCCACGAAUGUUCUUUAUAACGUCUUCAUAACUUCACACGUUAAAAUGUUUUCAUUGUCCAACAUUUUAAAAGGCUCGCGCGAAGGCAUUCAAAUUUUCCGUGCAUGCAGGAUUGUCUGAUACUUAGAUACAGUUUUGAACACGCAAUUUAUCAGUUUGUUUUCAACCAGUGAUAUAGCCCGCGUGCAGGCCCAAGGGAACUGAUAGUGGGCCUGCAAGCAAGGCCCGGUAUUUUGUAAAACGCCCCUUUUCAUAACACGCCCCAUUCGCGCGUCAAUUGUCAAAAAAGAACCAAUGACAGCACCCAAAUAUUAACAAACAAACUCGCAUUAAAAUGUUGCGGGUUUUUCUCUGCUUAUUCAGAACAUAAACAAUGUGUAAAUGGCUGCGUUUUAACUCCAAAAAAGCAAGCAACGCAGUCAGUAAUUGCCAAAUUUGCAAGUGCUCAUUUUCAACUAAAAUCGGAACAGGCAAAUUAGGACGAAUUUCAACAGAAAACCAGUCUCAAACUUCAAAUCGUGAGGGAAGUCGUGCGACCACAUUGGCAUUUAUAUUAUGUGAUUCGCUGUCGCCAUUGGCAUUGUUAUAAUUAAAUUGUCUCACUUAUCAGAUCGUGUGUGCAAUUCUUGUUGCCGGCGGAAAGUACGAAAUUUAUUUCAGUUAUUUCAUUUGGUAAAGAACUCUACAAAAGAAGAGAGCGUUCAGAGUCCAGAUCGUUUCGAACGGCAAUUUAAUACCGUCUUCUGUUUCGCUCUCUCAGCGAAGCCUUGUAUAUCGCAAAGUGUUUCGAAUAGGCUUACAUGCAACUGCAUCUCAACAUCAACCAAAAGAUAAUUUUCUUGAGGAAUAUUUAAUGUAUCAAGUCUGUUUGAAAUUAAUGAAACUCAAGUAAAGGUUACUAUAGUUUACCCCAGUCGUAAUGUUGCUAUUCCAACACCUCACGACAAGCAAUCCCCAUUGACAUAACGGCAAAAACAUCUCUUCCUUCAAGUAAACAAUAAACAGUCUGUUCUUGUUCCAUUUAUAAUCGAAAAAUGUUAUCAAUUUUCGAAUUUUGAGCUUAUCGAGAGCCUUUGUGAUGAAUCACUGACCUAAUUAUAGAAUCCGACAGCAAACAGCCAAUCAGAAUGCCGCGUUCGUGGGCGAACGCGGAAAGUACAAAAUACCGGGCCUUGCUUGCAGGCCCACUAUCAGUUCCCUUGGGCCUGCACGCGGGCUACCAGUGAUACUAAAAAGUAUGCUUCAAAGCUUUACUAAAUAUAUCUCCACUAUGUUUGCAAAUCGUCUUUGAUUUCAUUUUAGUGUGGAUCUCACCUUGGACAUGUGUUCAGCGACGGACCCAAACCUACGGGACUACGAUACUGCAUUAAUAGUGUAUCGCUUAAAUUUAAACCUAGUGUAAUAGACUAA
Molecule: messenger RNA, 7395 nt
Organism: Paramuricea clavata
Lineage: Eukaryota; Metazoa; Cnidaria; Anthozoa; Malacalcyonacea; Plexauridae
Source: the annotation of a GenBank genome assembly